This is a messenger RNA of Gasterosteus aculeatus aculeatus (three-spined stickleback), 2828 nucleotides long. RefSeq names its product adenylate kinase 7. The record is from RefSeq and is a predicted model, not a curated record. Gene Ontology annotation, molecular function: ATP binding; nucleobase-containing compound kinase activity. NCBI's taxonomy places the organism in Eukaryota, Metazoa, Chordata, Actinopteri, Perciformes, Gasterosteidae. Gene Ontology annotation, biological process: nucleobase-containing compound metabolic process.
GGAAGAGAGUCCAUAGAAACGGAGCCCGGAGAGCAAAAGUCACAACUGAUGUUAGCUGGUUAAACGAUUUCGUUUAUAGGAGCGUUAAGCCAUUUUUGAGUAACAACGUCAAACCUCACCACACAAAGCAUUACGCAUUAAAAUGGGGGAUAAAAAGCGACAUACUCUCCCCAAACGUAUUUUUAUCAACGACGUCGACAGAUAUUCUUCCAUGCACAUCGCUAAGUUUUUAUCCACUUCACGCGCGGGUGGAGAAGACUCUGAAGAAGAGGAAGCCGACACCGUAGAAAGUUCGAGGCGAGGCGAAGCUGCUUUUCAAAUAGUGGGAACUGUGUCUCCUUCCAGCAAAGAAGGCGAUGGCGACUUUCUGCUUGAAAAGUACACGUCAUCAACACGAGGCGAGCUUCUUGAGCGCCUGCUGGAGUGUGACGUGGUGGUGUACAACAUCUCAGAGAGUGCAACACAACAACCGGUUGAAGAAGCAACAUGGGCAAUCACAGCCCUCAGUGCCGAGAUGGAGAACUUCAAGUCUCGAAAAAUGUUCAUCUUAGUCUCAAGUGUGAUGACCUGGGCCAUGACCAAGGCACAGAAUCCGGAAGAAUCGGGUGUUCUGCUUACAGAGGAACAGUUCAGAAGAAGAAGGCCACAUCCCAAUUUUAGAAAACACAAUAACGUGGAGAAAGUUGUGCUGGAACUAGCUAGAGGUAAAAAGUCCAAGCUUGUUGGAUAUGUUGUAGGUAGUGGACUUCAGUAUGGAAAGGGAGAGAACCUCUUUAACUACUUUUUCAAGGAGUCUUGGUUGAUGCAGUUUCCAAAAGUUCCUCUCUUUGGAAAGGGCACAAAUCAUAUCCCCACGAUUCACGUCAAUGAUCUCGCAGGAGUGAUCCAAAACAUCGUUGAACUCAAGCCAAAGUCCAGGUACAUCCUUGCUGUUGAUGACUCCAAGAACACUUUAGAGGAUAUUGUAAAGGUCAUAAGCGAUACACUUGGGUCUGGAAAAAUUAACAAAUUACCUCAGCAGGAUGCCAUUGCCAUGAAGGCUUUUACGCCAGGCGAAUUGGAAUACCUCAAUAUCAACCUCCGCCUGGAUGCUUUCAUUAUCAAAGACUCCUUCAGUCUCCACUGGACGUCUGAAGCUGGGAUGGUUGAAAACAUGGCAAGCAUUGUUGAGGAGUACAAAGACACCAGGCAGCUUCUUCCAAUCAGAAUAUGCCUGGCUGGACCUCCAGCGGUGGGUAAAAGCACUAUUGCCGAGAAGCUGUGCAGUCAUUACAAAAUACACCACAUCAAGAUCAAAGAGGUCAUUGAGGAAAAUCUCACACAGCUGAAGGAGAUAGUGAAUGGAUCGGACCCUGAAAUGUUCAGUGAAGAGGUAGCUACUGCUGCACAGAAACAACUGGAACAAAUUAACAAAAGCAUGGAAAUGGAUGAAGGUCGACUGUCUGACCAUCUAGUUUUUGACAUUUUGAAAGAAAAGCUGAAUUCCCAGCCAUGCAGGAACCAAGGAUUUGUUCUUGAUGGCUUUCCCAGGUCUUAUGAGCAGGCAAGGCUGAUUUUCUCCGAUGAGGACACAGAGGACCAGGAUUUGAUUCCCAAAAAACCUGUGCACAACACGGAGAUUACUCCAGAGCAUGUUUUUGUCCUCGAUGCAACAGAUGAUUUUCUGACAAAGAGAGCUCUGGGACUUCCACAGAGUGUUGCAGAUGAAAUGCGUUACACCCAAGAGGAAUUUGUCCCUCGCUUGACGAGAUACAGGCAACUGAGUACAGCGGAGGAAACCCUGCCGGACUACUUUGAUGAGCAGGAGAUUCACCCACAACAUAUUGAGGUCACCACAGACGAUUCAGAAUACACAGGUGUUAUGCAGAAGAUCAUUGAGAUUGUGGGGAUUCCCAAAAACUAUGGCCCGAGUGCAGAGGAGCUGGAAGAGGAGGACCGGAAGAGAGACGAGGAGAGGAAGCAGAAGGAGACCGAGGAGGCUGCCGACAGGAAACGUAGGAAUGAAGCUGCAAUGGCUGAGAUGGCGGCUCAGUAUAAGGAGUGGCAGAGGAACUUGUCCGAGGUGGAGCGUCAGGAGCACGAGCUGCUGGAAGCUCACUCUCUUCCUCUGAGGAACUAUCUGAUGAAGUACGUGAUGCCCCCGCUCUCUGAAGCCAUGUUAGACUGCUCCAAGAUCAAACCAGAGGAACCCGUCGAAUUUCUGGCUGAACAUCUACUCAGAAACAACCAACAACCAUAAUUCAUAAGGCAUUGAUCACAGCAGCAGUAGGUUGGUCUUUCCUUUUAAAAUCAUUAACAAAUGCUUGUGUUUCUCACCUAUCUAUUCAAUAUCAAUUCUGUGGUUUAAGAGUAGUGUUUUUCAUUUUUCCUUUAAGCAUUAAGCAGAAAUUGUCAUUUUAAAUCAAAUUAAAAGGUUGAUAAUUUAGUUGAUGUUAUUAGAUUGAUUUCUUGUAAAAGGUCAGAGGUCAAGUGCUCCAUUGGAAGGCCCACGCCUAUAUAUAUAUAUAUAUAUAUAUAUAUAUAUAUAUACAGUAUAUAUACAUACAUAUAGACAUAUUGAUUUUUCUUAAAUAAGAUGUAUAUCAAGAAAGGAUCUGGAAAGAAGCUGAAAAGUAUUGUGUUCUUCACAUUUGGGAUAUGAAAACUAAACAAUGAAUUACUUGACUAUGAAAUAUGUGUGCAUAACAGUCACUAUUGCAGAACAAAAUCCAUUAUAAUCAUCUGAUAAUACAAAUUAGAUUUAAAGUAUGCUGAUGUGUUGAACUAAAACUGUGAUUCAACAUUGUACACAAGCUCAUAGAGUAAUAAAAUGCAUUGCUCUCUGUUGA